AUGCGAUCCGCCGUUGUAUACUCCACCUUGGUUGUUGCCGUCUGGGCUCACGGGCUCUGCACGUCCAUGGAGGGCGCCAACGGCGUCAGCAACGGCUGCGGCUCUCAGGCCGAUACAUCCAUCAUCAGGGAUCGUGAGAUCAGCAACGGCAAGGCCAGUCCCCUCGGACGCACCGAGGGUGGUGGUCCUGUGAGUGCUGCGGCUUCCAUCGAGUACUUCAUGACUGGUGCUGGUACCGCUCAGAGAAACAAGGGUGCCAAUGGCGCCACAGGCCAGGAGGACGACUUAUCCGCCCUCGGCCGGUCUCGGCAACGCCGUGAGGAGCAUAAGCGUCAAAUCGGCAAACUGUUUGGUGGUGCUGGGGCCGGGGCGGGUGCUGGCCUCGGCGGUCUUCUCGGAGGUCUCGGCGGUGCCGGCCGUGGCAGUGCCGCCGGCGGUGGUGGCAAGAAGAGCAACUUUGCUGAGGAGACCAUGGUAGCUGACACGGCGGGCCAAGGGGCCACGAGUGGCCUUCCCACCACCAACGACCAGGGAGAGAUUUCCAUGGUCUUUCGGCAGAUAAACCAGGACGGUGCUGGCCCUAUGAGGGCCGAUAUCGACGCUACGUCCGGAGGCACUGAUCCUUCGGCCUUUCAAAGGGCCGAAGUCACCCAGGACAUUCCAGGACUCGGCAUCGGGGGCUUGUCUCUGGCCACCAACACUGAGUUCCCAUUGAAGGUCCAGAUGCCCCCGGGCAUGACGUGCGAGGCGCAGGUUGGCGGCGCGAGCAACGUUUGCAUCGUUCGUGUCCGCAACAGCGCUGCGGCCGGGCCAUUCGGUGGAUCCGGCGCCUUCACGCAGAGCCCUUCUGCAAAAAAGCGCGCCAUCGCCUACCGUCUGAGGAAGCGCUUCCAGAUCAGUCGCGUGGAGGAUAAGGAUGCGCUUGAUGCCGCCGACGCGGCUGAGCUCGAGGAAGAAGAGGAUGACGAUGAGUAA
Messenger RNA from Drechmeria coniospora, 975 nucleotides. RefSeq names its product cell surface protein. The transcript is spliced from 3 exons. The record is from RefSeq and is a predicted model, not a curated record. NCBI's taxonomy places the organism in Eukaryota, Fungi, Ascomycota, Sordariomycetes, Hypocreales, Ophiocordycipitaceae. The coding region runs from base 1 to 975 and encodes 324 amino acids.